Prosopis cineraria is the source of this 1931-nucleotide messenger RNA. RefSeq names its product L-ascorbate oxidase-like. The record is from RefSeq and is a predicted model, not a curated record. Gene Ontology annotation, molecular function: oxidoreductase activity; copper ion binding. NCBI's taxonomy places the organism in Eukaryota, Viridiplantae, Streptophyta, Magnoliopsida, Fabales, Fabaceae. Bases 6 to 1748 code for a protein of 580 amino acids. The transcript has 5 exons. Gene Ontology annotation, cellular component: extracellular region.
CAAAAAUGGCUGAGUCUUCAAUGCAAAGAGGAAGCUCAAUGAGUUUGUUGCCACUAAUGUUAUUGAUGGUUCUGAUGACUGUUUCAAGAGUAGAUUCCAGGUCUCGGCAUUACAAAUGGGAGAUAAAGUACGAGUACAGAUCUCCAGAUUGCUUGAAGAAGCUGACUAUGACCAUCAAUGGGAGGAGUCCUGGACCAACAAUCUUGGCACAGCAGGGUGAUACAAUCGUUGUUGAAGUCAAGAACAGUUUGCCAACAGAGAACACUGCAAUCCAUUGGCACGGUAUACGACAGAGAGGAACACCUUGGAGUGAUGGAACAGAAGGGGUUACUCAAUGUCCCAUUCUACCUGGGGAUACCUUCAUUUACAAGUUUGUUGUUGACAAGGCUGGUACAUUUUUAUACCAUGCACAUUAUGGCAUGCAAAGAGAAGCUGGGCUAGUUGGGUCCAUUAUUGUAGCUCUCCCUGAAGAGGAAUCUGAGCCGUUUACCUAUGAACAUGACCAUAACAUCCUUCUCACUGAUUGGUACCACAAAAGCACUUUCGAUGAAGCCAUAGGCUUGUCUUCUAUACCUUUUGUUUUUGUUGGGGAGCCUCAAUCAUUGUUGAUAAAUGGAAGAGGAAGGUUCAAUUGCUCUCUGUUGGGUUCUUCUAGCUCGGUAAAUGAAGUGUGUAAAGCAACAGAUUCUGAAUGCUCACCGUAUGUACUAACAGUUGAGCCUGGUAAAACAUAUAGACUCAGGAUUGGUAGCUUGACUUCCCUUUCAUCUCUCAGUUUCCAAAUUGAGGGUCAUAAGAUGAUUGUUGUAGAAGCUGAUGGGCACUAUGUGGAACCAUUUGAGGUGGAGAACCUAUACAUAUACUCUGGUGAGACAUACUCAGUGCUUCUGAAAGCCAAUCAAGAUCCCUCAAGAAACUACUGGAUCACCACUAAUGUUGUUAGCAGAAAACCCUCAACCCCACUAGGGUUAGCCAUCCUCAACUACUUCCCAAACCACCCCAAAAGAAAGCCCACAACAGUUCCACCACCAGGCCCCGUUUGGAAUGAUUCUUCAUCACGCUUAUCUCAAAGCCUUGCCAUCAAAGCCAGGCAUGGCUUCAUCCAAACACCACCUCCUAAGGCAGAUAGAGUCAUAGUGCUUCUCAAUACUCAAAACACUAUAGAUGGCUACACUAAGUGGUCCUUAAACAAUGUUUCAUUGACCCUUCCUACUACCCCCUAUCUUAUUGCCCUGAAGUAUAAUCUAACUCGUGCUUUUGACGAUCAAACACCACCCCCAGAGAACUACGAUUCUGCAAAUUAUGAUAUCUACAGCGUACCUCGGAAUGUGAAUGCCACUUCAGGGAACGGAAUUUACAAGCUGGAUUUCAAUUCCACCGUGGAUGUGAUUCUGCAGAACGCCAACACGAUGACCCCAGAGAACAGCGAGACACAUCCAUGGCAUCUCCAUGGGCACAAUUUCUGGGUUCUAGGGUUUGGGAAUGGGAAGUUCGACAUUGAAAGUGAUGGGAAGAAGCUGAAUUUGGUGAACCCUAUAUUGAAGAACACUGUGCCUCUUCAUCCUUAUGGAUGGACGGCGCUGAGAUUCCAGGCUGAUAAUCCUGGAGUGUGGAUUUUCCACUGCCACAUUGAAUCUCACUUCUACAUGGGCAUGGCGGUCGUGUUCCAGGAAGGCGUGGAUAUGGUGGGCAACUUGCCUUCUUCCAUUUUGGGCUGUGGAGACACCAAAGGAUUACGUAGGCCUUGAGUUUUGUUUCUGAAUCAACAAUAAUCAUUUUUAUCUUCAAGAAUCGUUACACAUUAGCCGUAGCGAUCAAAAUUUACCAGUCACACUGAAGCUGCAGUACAGAUCACCUGAGGUUGAACAUGUUUUCACAUGAAUUAUAGCCUUUUCUUCAUGAUUAAAUGAACACCGUACCUUUGAUUUCCA